Molecule: messenger RNA, 2591 nt
Organism: Acomys russatus (golden spiny mouse)
Lineage: Eukaryota; Metazoa; Chordata; Mammalia; Rodentia; Muridae
Gene: Phc2
Product: polyhomeotic homolog 2
Exons: 14
Coding region: 19-2571 (850 amino acids)
Cellular component (GO): PRC1 complex; nucleus
Molecular function (GO): protein binding; zinc ion binding
Source: RefSeq, a predicted model, not a curated record
UGUGUUAUCCCAUAAGCCAUGGAGAAUGAGCUGCCAGUCCCCCACACAUCCAGCCGGGCCAGCGUCACCAGCAACACCAGUGGGACGGGUAGUAGCAGCAGCUGCAACAGCAGUGGCAGUGGUGGCAGCGGGCGCCCCACUGCACCCCAGAUUUCUGUGUACAGUGGUAUUCCUGACCGACAGACUGUGCAGGUGAUCCAGCAGGCCCUGCACAGGCAGCCCAGCACAGCGGCGCAGUACCUGCAACAGAUGUAUGCGGCACAACAGCAGCACCUCAUGCUGCAGACAGCAGCCUUGCAGCAGCAGCACCUUAGCAGUGCACAGCUCCAGAGCCUGGCAGCAGUGCAGCAGGCCAGCCUGGUGGCCAACAGACAAGGAAGUGCUUCCAGCAGCAGUGUGUCCGCACAGGCUCCCACCCAGUCAUCUUCACUCAAUCUGGCGGCCUCCCCCGCAACGGCCCAGCUCAUCAACAGAGCACAGAGUGUCAAUUCGGCCACAGCCUCCGGCCUUGCCCAGCAGGCUGUGCUCUUGGGCAACACAUCCUCUCCCGCCCUGACUGCCAGCCAAGCACAGAUGUACCUCAGGGCACAGAUGCUCAUCUUCACGCCUACGGCUGCCGUCGCUACUGUACAGCCUGAGCUUGGCGCUGGCUCCCCCGCUCGGCCCCCUACCCCUGCCCAGGUACAGAACCUGACCCUACGAACACAGCAGACACCAGUGUCAGCAGCCUCGGGCCCUACCCCGACCCAGCCUGUCCUGCCCAGCUUGGCCCUGAAACCCACACCCAGCAGUAGCCAGCCUCUGCCUGCCACACCACAGGGCAGGAACACGGCUCAGGGUUCUCCCGCAGGUGCUAAGUCCGGGGUGGCUGACAAUGUGGCAGAGCCACUCAAGAAAGGAGAUGGUGGCGGCAGCAUGCCAGGGAACAUGGAGGGCCGGUCUGGGCUUGGCCGAGCAGUUCCUACUAUGGCUACUCACCCCCUCAUUGCACCAGCUUUUGCUCAACUGCAGCCCCACCAGCUCCUCCCACAGCCACCAUCGAAGCACCCACCGCCCCAGUUUGUGGCACAGCAGCAGCCACAGCCACCACGGCCUGCACUCCAAGUCCAGUCCCAACCCCAGCUUGCCCCAGUCUCCCCAAACCUGGCCCUACAGUCCAUCCCAGAAGACCAUUCCAUGCCUCUAGGCCCAGGGACACCUGCCUUGCCACCCCAGUGCCCUAGUGCCCAUCCACACAAGCCAGGAAGCAGUCAGCAGUGCCACCUUCCCACACCCGACACUGGAGCUCAGAAUGGACAUCCUGAGAGUGCGUCCCAUGUCCCUCAGCGAAGGUUCCAGCACACUUCAGCUGUGAUCUUACAACUGCAGCCUGCUUCUCCUGUGCCGCAGCAGUGUGCUCCGGAUGACUGGAAGGAAGUGACGCCAGGGGAGAAGAGUGCACCUGGGACACAGCCAGGCCCGUCCACACACCAGCAAGCCAUCAUCACUGCCAUGCCUGGUGUCCUGCCUGUACCCAAGAGUCCCAACAUCCAGCAGUGCCCAGCUCACGAGACAGGGCAGGGCAUUGUUCAUGCACUGACCGACCUCAGCAGCCCCGGCAUGACCUCAGGGAACGGAAACUCUGCCUCCAGCAUCGCCGGCACUGCCCCCCAGAAUGGUGAGAAUAAACCACCACAGGCCAUUGUGAAACCCCAAAUCCUGACGCAUGUUAUCGAAGGGUUUGUGAUCCAGGAGGGGGCGGAGCCUUUCCCGGUGGGACGCUCGUCCCUGCUGGUGGGGAAUCUCAAGAAGAAGUAUGCACAGGGGUUCCUGCCUGAGAAGCUUCCACAGCAGGAUCACACCACCACUACUGACUCAGAGAUGGAGGAGCCCUACCUGCAAGAAUCCAAAGAGGAGGGUACUCCCCUCAAGCUCAAGUGCGAGCUCUGUGGACGGGUGGACUUUGCCUACAAGUUCAAGCGUUCCAAGCGCUUCUGUUCCAUGGCUUGUGCAAAGAGGUAUAAUGUGGGAUGCACCAAACGAGUGGGACUUUUUCACUCAGACCGGAGCAAGCUGCAGAAGGCAGGGACCACAACCCAUAACCGCCGACGGGCCAGCAAGGCCAGUCUGCCUACACUUACCAAGGAUACCAAGAAGCAGCCCUCAGGCACUGUACCCCUUUCAGUUACUGCUGCCUUGCAGCUGACACAUAGCCAGGAAGACUCCAGCCGGUGCUCAGAUAACUCAAGCUAUGAGGAACCCCUGUCACCCAUCUCAGCCAGCUCAUCCACCUCCCGACGGCGACAAGGCCAGAGGGCUCUGGAGCUCCCUGACGUGCAUGUGCGGGACCUGGUGGGCAUGGGGCACCACUUCCUGCCCAGUGAGCCCACCAAGUGGAACGUAGAGGACGUCUGUGAGUUCAUCCGCUCUCUGCCAGGCUGCCAGGAGAUUGCAGAGGAGUUCCGCGCCCAGGAAAUUGACGGGCAGGCCCUGCUGCUGCUCAAGGAGGACCACCUGAUGAGCGCCAUGAACAUCAAGCUGGGGCCUGCCCUCAAGAUCUACGCCCGCAUCAGCAUGCUCAAGGACUCCUAGGCCUCUGCCACCUGCCCGCC